UCCUCAAGAAGAAAACACAUCAGCAACAAAAAUGACAAUGACCAAGAAAUUAGUCAUAACACUUCUCCUUCUCAUCUCCAUAGCUUUCGUCCAUUGCUUAGCCUUCCAUGUGGAGCUCGAAGAGUUCGAGCCCCCGCAGCAAGAGGAACAAGACGUCCCUCGCCGCGGUCCUGGCGGUCGUCCUGGAGGUCGCUCAGGCGAGGGAUGGCAGGAAGAGUCGACGGAGUUUCCCUACCACUUUGGGAAGCGGAGUUUCAAGAAUUGGUUCCAAUCAAAUGAAGGCUUUGUGAAAAUGUUGCCUAAGUUCACAAAACGCGCACCGAAUCUCUUCCGUGGGAUCGAAAAUUACAGAUUCGCGUUGUUUGAGAUGGAGCCAAACACUUUCCUUGUGCCUCACCAUCUGGAUGCUGAUUCCGUGGUGCUAGUACUACAAGGUCAUGGAGUGGUUGAGUUUGUGACGGAUAAAACCAAAGAAUCGUUCCACGUAACCAAAGGUGAUGUGGUGAGACUCCCUUCCGGCGUCACCCACUAUGCCACCAACACUAACCAGACCGUUCCUCUUCGCUUCGUCAAGAUCAUUGUCCCCGUCAACAAUCCUGGCCAGUUCAAGGAUUACUUCCCAGCUCGAUCCCAGUUUCAGCAAUCCUACUUCACAGGGUUUAGCAAAGAAGUCCUCUCAGCGAGUUUCAACAUACCGGAAGAGUUGGUAGGGAGAUUAUUUUCUGGAUCACAACAAACGGGACAAGGAAUUAUGCGGAGAGUUUCACCAGAUCAGAUCAAGGAGCUCACCAAACAUGCUACUUCUCCGUCAAACAAACACAAAGAAACAAAAUCCAAACACAAAGACACAAGCACGAAGUUGAGACCUUUCAAUCUCUUUACUCAAGAUUCAGUUUCAACCUACACCAACGACUUUGGUCAUUUCCACGAGGCACGUCCUGAGAGUUUUGAUCAACUCCAAGACCUUCGCAUCGCCGUCGCUUGGACCAACAUGUCACAGGGUUCCUUGUUCCUUCCUCACUAUAACUCCAAGACAACGUUUGUUACGUUCGUGGAGAAUGGUUGCGCCCGCUAUGAGAUGGCUUCUCCGUAUUCAUUCCAAGGAGAGCAACAACAACAACAAUGGUGGCCUGAACAAGGAGGAGAAGAAGAAGAAGAAGAUAUGAGUGGACAAGUACACAAGAUUGUCUCAAGAGUGUGUAAAGGCGACGUCUUUAUCAUUCCGGCAGGUCAUCCAGUCACUUUAGUCUCACACAAUGAGAACUUUGUCUCGGUAGGGUUUGGUAUCCAUGCAUCCAACUGCACAAGAACGUUCCUUGCAGGGCAAGAGAAUGUGUUGAGCAACCUCGACACGGUAGCGACGAGAGUGACGUUUGGUGUGGGAAGUAAAGUGGCGGAGAAACUAUUCACGAGCCAAAACUAUUCCUACUUUGCGCCAACGACUCGUAGCCAUCAACAAACUCAAGAGAAACGCGAGCCAUCGUUCCAAUCAAUCUUCAGCUUCGCCGGUUUUUGAGAAUGCGUUUACAAGUUGCUACGAGUGAAAAGGUUUGGUAUAUGUGUCUGGCGAUGUAAUAAAAACAACAACAAAAAAAACGGUGACGCUAUGUAAGUUCUGUCUACCGAGGUUUCUUGAGUUGUAAAUUGCUCUGAACGGCUCUGUUUGAUAAAUAAUAUAACCUGAAGGUUGGUUAUGGUG
This is a messenger RNA of Camelina sativa (false flax), 1699 nucleotides long. RefSeq names its product vicilin-like seed storage protein At3g22640. The record is from RefSeq and is a predicted model, not a curated record. Lineage: Eukaryota; Viridiplantae; Streptophyta; Magnoliopsida; Brassicales; Brassicaceae.